CCAAGAUACCAUCUUUUUUCCUCCGUCACGAAAAUGAAAUAUGGCGGUGAGACUAUUCUUAUUCCCUACCUUCCAUGAAAGGACGCAGAGGGGGAAGCAAUAAUGGUGGGUUGAAGAUAAGACUGCUCAAUGCAUGAGUGAUGGUUAAAAAAUUGGAUUUUGAGUUUGUACCCUGUUCAUUCUUUAGAAAAAAACCUCGAUCUUGUUCUCAACAGAAAACAUAACUGGAUAUUGCCCCAGCAUCUAUCCUAGUUUAUACACAGAAAUUGUGCUUUUGUAAGGAAUCUCCCAAGUCCACCAAGUUAACGUUGAUAGUUUAUUGCUCAAAAGCCCAUUCUGUAACACAAAGAUUUCAAGCUCCUAGCACUUUGUUUUGAAUUAACACAAAGUUUGAGGAUAUGGGUGCGUCCUUUUCAUUUCCGAAUUCCGUUCGGUUUAUCUUUCUCCUUUUCUGCAUCGGUUUUUCAAUCGGUUCAGCCACUUCCUCCUGUCCCAUGGAUCUCAGCUAUGUCGAAACCUUCCCAUGGAACACUUCACAGUGUCAACAGCCUAAUGGGAAACACUGUUGCCAGACCCUUCUCAGCCUUCUUGGCGUGGGAAUUGCCCAGUACCUCAAAGACACCUCCAUGUUCAACCUCCCGGAUGCAGCUUCUUCAUCUUCUUGCCUUUCCGAUCUCCAAACCAAGCUCGCCGCCUUGUCAAUCCAGCCCUCUUGGGUCCCUAUGUGUUUUAAAAAUUCAACCCAGUUCGUUGCUAAUCCUUCCCUUUGUGCUGGAAUCAUGACAACCCAAGAUUGGACUAAAAAGCUUGGUCCAAUGAAUGCAUUGGACGAAAAUUGCCGGGGAGACAUAAACUCGCUAACUCGGUGUGGCGCCUGCCUGGAUGCUGGCAUGAAGGUGAAUUCCAUAUUGAAACGUCUAGACCCGAAUGGCACAAUUUGCUAUUACUUUGUAUGCUUAUACGCUGCAGGGAUUGUUAACGAGUUCGGUCCAAAGGAUGUAGGGACUGCUUCUUGCAUUCUAGCCUUGCCAUUGUCUAGCUCAGCGGACAAGUCAUCAAAUCAUUGGAGCAGAAAAACUUCAACGUUGUUGAUUUUUGGAUGCUUGGGUGUGAUUAUUGGUCUAUUGAUUACCUUUAUAGUGAUCAAGCUGUAUAAGAGAUGGGACAAGAAAGAAAGGCAAAAUGGUGUGCAUGAAGACUGUGUUAGUAGUUUCAAAGAACGCGUGUUACCCAACACAGGUGCAAAAUGGUUUCAUGUAUCGGAGCUUGAACAAGCCACCAAUGGAUUUUCUCAGAUGAAUUUAAUUGGUCAAGGCUCAUCUGGGAUUGUGUACAGAGGAACUCUUGCAGAUGGCACUUGGAUUGCAGUGAAGCAAAUUCUUGAUUUGGACUCGAAAAAGGAAGAAGAGUUCUGCAAUGAAGUCGAGAUCAUCAGCAAAAUAAGGCACAGAAAUCUUCUUUCUCUUCGUGGUUGUUGCGUUACAAGCGACACUCUGAAAGGGACUCAGAGGUUUUUGGUUUAUGAUUUCAUGUUAAAUGGUAAUCUCAGCGAUCAAUUGUGCAUUUCUGGAGCUCAUGAACAUGGUAGGAAGAAAUUAACAUGGCCUCAGCGCAAGAAUAUAAUCCUUGAUGUGGCCAAGGGGCUUGAAUACUUGCAUUAUGGGAUCACACCCGCCAUUUAUCACCGAGACAUAAAAGCCACCAACAUACUUCUAGACUCAGAAAUGAAAGCUAGAGUGGCCGAUUUCGGGUUGGCCAAGCAAAGCAGUGAAGGCCAGUCUCAUCUCACCACCAGAGUUGCUGGCACUCUUGGUUACUUAGCACCUGAGUAUGCUCUCUAUGGGCAACUAACAGAGAAGAGUGAUGUUUAUAGUUUUGGAAUUGUUGUUCUUGAAAUCAUGAGUGGAAGGAAAGUGCUGGAAACAUCAAAUUCCACAGUGACAUUGAUCACUGACUGGGCUUGGAUGCUUGCAAAAUCAGGAAAUGUGAAUGAAAUUUAUGAUGAGUCCAUAAGGGAAGAAGGGCCAAAAGGUAUGAUGGAGAGGUUUGUUCUUGUUGGAAUGCUUUGUGCUCAUCUUAUGGUUGCAUUUAGGCCUACUAUAUCUGAGGCGCUUAAAAUGUUGGAGGGUGACAUUGAUAUUCCUAGAUUACUAGACAGGCCAUUGCCACUUGGUCACCAGUCAUUUAGAUCUUCUCUGCAGCAAUAGUACCUCAGGUUCUCAACAAGUGAGAGAUCAAGGCUCAGCUCAAGAUCUUUGUUGAUGGCACGGCAAUGACAUUGCAGGGCAUGUAAUCAAUUGACAGGAACAGUAAGUUUUAGACAUCUG
This is a messenger RNA of Carya illinoinensis, 2327 nucleotides long. Its product is annotated as probable receptor-like protein kinase At1g11050. The transcript is spliced from 2 exons. Gene Ontology annotation, biological process: protein phosphorylation. The record is from RefSeq and is a predicted model, not a curated record. Gene Ontology annotation, molecular function: ATP binding; protein kinase activity. Bases 399 to 2207 code for a protein of 602 amino acids. NCBI's taxonomy places the organism in Eukaryota, Viridiplantae, Streptophyta, Magnoliopsida, Fagales, Juglandaceae.